AUGGCCAAGGAAAGUAGCAACAACGGCAUUCUUGCGCCUAUGACCAAACGGAGAUUCCUUUCCAAGCCCAACGAGGUAGGAGUAGUGGCGGUUGGCUUUGCUGGCGGGCAGUCCAAGCCGGGGGUGGAUGCAGGUCCUACCGCGCUGAUUGAAACAGGGCUGCUCGAGCAACUCCACGAAGAUCUAGACUACAAAGUCUCCUACGACAACACAGUGAACACCUACGACGACAUCGUCCCAACCACGGACCCGAACUUCCGCGGCAUGAAGAAGCCGCUGGCCGUCAGCGCCGCGACGGAGAAGCUCAGCCAGCAAGUCUAUGAGCACGCGCGCGAUGGCAAGUUCGUCCUAACCCUUGGUGGCGACCACUCCAUCGCAAUCGGGACUGUGUCGGGGACCGCCAAAGCCAUUCGUGAACGGCUGGGGCGGGAGAUAGCGCUGAUUUGGGUGGAUGCGCAUGCGGAUAUCAACACGCCCGAGACAAGCGGCAGUGGGAAUAUCCACGGGAUGCCUGUGGCCUUCCUGACGGGUCUGGCGAAGGAGGAGAGACGCGAUAUUUUCGGGUGGUUGGAGAAGGACCAUCUGGUCAGCACGCGGAAGCUGGUGUAUAUUGGCCUACGCGAUGUGGAUCGCGGGGAGAAGAAGAUUCUGAGGGAGAAUGGGAUUAAGGCGUUCAGUAUGCAUGAUAUUGAUAAACAUGGGAUUGGACGAGUUGUCGAGAUGGCGUUGGCGCAUAUUGGAUCUGAUACCCCAAUCCAUCUCUCGUUCGAUGUGGACGCCCUCGAUCCGCAGUGGGCUCCCAGCACAGGAACCCCCGUCCGAGGAGGGUUGACUCUCCGGGAAGGGGAUUUUAUCGCCGAAUGCGUUCACGAGACGGGCAACCUAAUUGCGAUGGAUCUGGUUGAGGUGAACCCAAGCUUGGAAAUCAUUGGUGCCAAUGAGACCAUCCGGGCAGGCUGCUCUUUGGUCCGUUGUGCAUUGGGCGACACUCUUCUCUGA
This is a messenger RNA of Histoplasma mississippiense, 999 nucleotides long. RefSeq names its product arginase. The transcript is spliced from 3 exons. The record is from RefSeq and is a predicted model, not a curated record. Gene Ontology annotation, molecular function: arginase activity; manganese ion binding. Gene Ontology annotation, cellular component: cytosol; nucleus; cytoplasm. Bases 1 to 999 code for a protein of 332 amino acids. Lineage: Eukaryota; Fungi; Ascomycota; Eurotiomycetes; Onygenales; Ajellomycetaceae.